CCGGUUUGUGCAGUCGGGAAAAUUCAUUCCUUGCACUUCGACAUCUUUCAUUUCGGUCGGCUUUGGGGAGAGAAGAGGAUAUGGGAGACAAAUUGAACUGAAUAUAGCUACAAACGAAUUUAUUUUCAAUAUCAACCCAUUUGGCAUUUCGAACAUACUUUUUAAAAGUGGUUCUCAUGGAUAUUUUCAGACCGAUAAUUCCCAGUCUCAUCGGACUUCAGCAACGUCUCUUUGGAAAAGGAAAUACGCCUUCCGAACAGGGGAACAAGCAUCCAGCAGUGGCGAGCCAAAGAUAAACAAGCCUUAUGAUAACACUGAACACUGUAUGAUCCCCCAAGGUCCGAGCGGCUGUAGAUCCCAGAAAGCAGCAGCCAUGUUAGCCUGCCUACAGAGACGGCAGCAGAACCUCUCAUCUCAGCGUCUGGUCUGCACCCCCAAGAUCCUGGAUGCUCCGCAGCAGCAACCCAGCACACGACAAAGUGAGCUGGUCUCCAUGAAUGUCCCUCGGUAUCCAUCCCCUGCAGAGCUAGAUGCCUUUGCCCAGAAGACGGCCAGCAGCCCCCUGUCCAUCAAGAUCUUCCCAUCCAACAUCAGAGUGCCGCAGCACAAACAGCUGAACAGGACGGUCAACGGCCUGGACACCACAUGCACCCAGCACUACAGUCCCUACUCAGGAGGCUACCAGGGCCUACUGGGUGUUGUAAAGGCCUCCGUCUCCGUGGUCAAAGGCGUACUGAAAAACUCUGAGGGCAAGAGGACUAAACAUUCCCCCGCCCAAACUGCAGUGGCACCAUACAACCUUUUCUGUAACAACAGACACGGGCAGCAGAAGAGCUACCGCAUAGGCUCCUGCAAGCCUCAUGACGGGCCAAAUGUGUCUGUACCCUCUAAUAUCAUUGGGUCUGUGUCAGUCAUUCCCACCCCGGUAGGGCAGACUCUGGCCCCUCAGCCGGAUCUGGACGUCCAGAGCCUGCUGAGGCAGAUGAACAGACACACCCACAGCCAGGCCCUGCAGCACGGGGGAGGGGCCCAGCCAAGCCCUUCCCUUCAGGCUGUGGCUGCUGUAGCCUGUUCAGAUUCUGGCUUUACGCUGGGAGUAGCGCCCCAGAGCAGUCUGGCAUAUUCGGGGGCUGUGCUGCCCACCCAGAGUGCAGACAUGGCCAAGGCUGGCUACCUGGACAGAGUGGAUUAUAGCACAUGGCAGCACAAACAACAACAGCAGCACUAUCAACAGGGGGCGCUAAGGAUAUACAACAAUGCUCGGAUGGGCAGCGGGGGAGGUGCCGUGGUCAGCCGCUCUCCAGAGACUUGUCUCCCUUUGGCCUGCUCGGCACAGCUCUCCUAUAGGCCUCAUCCCCUCAGUGCAGGCACUAACGUGGCAGGAGCAGGGAUAGGGCAGGACCGGGUUAGCUCCUCCCCUCUGAACUGUGCUGCCAUGCAUGGGGAGUUCUCUGUGGGCCAGUACUUCGCCCCUCCCUGGAACAGUGUUCUGGUCACUCCGGACAGCGACUGUUACAACCCUCAGGAGCUGGUGCCUGGUUCCUCUAUUGUCCGGCCCAGAGACAUGGGGCUCUCCCACCCUCACCCAAACCAUCACCCCAACCGCCAGCUCCACCCCCACCCCCAGGCCUAUGCCACAGACCAAAGCCUGGGCCUCUGUUUUGGGAUGCCCAGCACCAGCCUGUGCCACGCCUCUGUGCUGAGCAGCAGCCUGCAGUCUCUGGAGUGCCUGAUCAGUGAGAUCCACCCACCCUGCAUUAAGGAGCGCAUGCUGGGACGGGGUUAUGAGGCGGUGGGGAUGCCCCAGCUACUGGACCACAACCUACAGCACACCCACAUUCAGCUGCCUGUGUUCCGAUAAGACGGGACAUAUCCACACAGGGCAUACAGUGCCUUCGGAAAGUAUUUAGACCCCUUGACUUUUUCCACAUUUUGUUACGUUACAGCCUUAUUCUAAAAUGGAUUUUUUUUUAAAUAGCAACAUUUUUAAAAAAUGUUUCCAAAUGUAUAAAACUUUUAAAACAAUAUCUUAUUUAUCUAAGUAUUCAGACCCUUUGGUAUGAGACACGAAAUUAAGCUCAGGUGCAUCCUGUUUCCAUUGAUCGUCCUUGAUGUUUCUACAACUUGAUUGUAGUAUAUUGUGGUAAAUCCACCCGUGGUAAAUUCAAUUGAUUUGGAAAGGCACACACCUGUCUAUAUAAGGUUGACAGGACAUGUCAGAGAAAAAAACAAGCCAUGAGGUCAAAGUAAUUGUCCGUAGAGUUCUGAGACAGGAUUGUGUCGAGGGAAGGUUACCAAAAAAUGCUUACAGCAUUGAAGGUCCCCAAGACCACAGUGGCCUCCUUUGUUCUUAAAUGGAAGAAGUCUGGAACCACCAAGACUCUUCCUAGAGCUGGCCAAACUGAGCAAUCAGGGGAGAAGAGCCUUGAUCAUGGAGGUGACCAACAACCCGAUGGUCACUCUGAUUGAGCUCUGUGGGGAUGGGAAAACUUCCAGAAGGACAAUCAUCUCUGCAGCACUCCACCAAUCAGUCCUUUAUGGUCAAUUGGUUAGACAGAAGCCACUCCUCAGUAAAAGGUACAUGACAGCCUGCUUGGAGUUUACCAAAAUACACCUAAAGGACUCUCAGACCAUGUGAAACAAGAUUCUCUGGUCUGAUGAAACCAAGAUUGAACUCUUGAAUACCAAGUGUCACGUUUGGAGGAAACCUGGCACCAUCCCUAUGGUGAAGCAUGGUGGUAGCAGCAUCAUGCGGUGGAGAUGUUUUUCAGUGGCAGGGACUGGGAGACUAGUCAGGAUCGAGGGAAAGAUAAACGGAGCAAAGUACAGAGAGAUCCUUGAUGAAAACCUGCUCCAGAGCACACAGCCAAGACAAUGCAGGAGUGGCUUCGGGACAAGUCUUUGAAUGUCCAUGAGUGGCCCAGCCAGAGCCCCAACUUGAACCUGAUCGAACAUCUCUGGAGAGACCUGAAAAUAGCUGUGCAGCGACGCUCCCCAUCCAACCUGACAGAGCUUGAUAGGAUCUGCAGAGAAGAAUGGGAGAAACUCCCCAAAUACAGGUGUGUCAAGCUUUUAGCGUCAUACCCAAGGAGACUCAAAGCUGUAAUCGCUGCCAAAGGAUGUGUGUCCAAUGUGUCGGAGAAACACUGUACACCUGGCGACCGUGUCAGAGUGCAUGCGUCCGUCCCGCCACAGGAGUUGUGAGAGCUCGAUGGGACAAGGACAUCCCUUCCUGCCAAACCCUCCCCUAACCCAGAUGACGCUGGGCUAAUUGUACGUUGCCUCAUGGGUCUCCCGGUCUCGGCCGGCUGCGACAACCCUGUAUCGAACCAGGAUCUGUAGUAACGCAGCUAGCACAGCAAUGCAGUGCCAUAGACCGCUGCGCCACUCGGGAGGCCUAUUUGCUAAACAUUAUAAAGAGCAGUUUUUGCUUUGUCAUUAUGGGGUAUUGUGUGUAGCUUGAUGAGGGGGGAAACAACAAUUUAAUCAAUUUUAGAGUAAGGCUGUAACAACUAUGUGGAAAAAGUCAAGGGGUCUGAAUACUUUCUGAAAGCACUGUUUACUGUAUAACAGGAAAUAUACUGUAUAACAGGAAAUAUACUGUAUAACAGGAAAUAUACUGUAUAACAGGAAAUAUACUGUAUAACAGGAAAUAUACUGUAUAACAGGAAAUAUACUGUAUAACAGGAAAUAUACUGUAUAACAGGAAAUAUACUGUAUAACAGGAAAUAUACUGUAUAACAGGAACUCUAUGGAUGCAGCGUUUCAUUUUGAAGCGACCACCUCAGAAUGAGAAAUGUACAGUACCUUUUAUUUAGUGUGUAUGUGUGGGUUGUAUUGGUAGAGGGCUAUGUGGUUUGGAUGUGACCAAGUGUUUUAAACCUUUUAAAGGGUAAUGAUAAUCAUGACCUAAAGGGUCAUCUCAUUUGACAUCUUAAUGUUUUCAUUUCGGAGGGUUUGUUAUCCAAUCAUAUCAGUUCACAUCUUCUGGAAGUUCCUCAGAAGAUUCCAGUGCUGUGCACUAUGUCAGAAUGGUGUUUUGGGUCUUAUUUUUCCAUCUAUCCAUUGUUUAAUUUUUAAACCAUUUCAAAAUGUUGUAAAUUCAAGUAUGGCGAAAAGGUGACGUACAGGCAAUCCUCCUAAUGCCCUUUUUACAAAGUGCCAAACUGGAACAUUUUCUACAUAGGGGAUACAAGGGCACAGCUCCAGGGCUCAAGACUGUCAUGCUUUAACCCUUACACUUAAUUGACCAAUAAAGGUCACUGAUUAUAAUGCACUGCUGUAAGAAUGGAAAAGAAUAGGUUAGACAUGGGGAAAGGUGUCUGGGAUCUGUUAUUUUAAAAUAAACACUUGAAUAUUUUUUGUUGUUUGUAUUUUUGUUUGGCAUAACCUGUGUUGGCUGCUAAUGGAGCAUAAUGUAUUUUAUAUAAUGAUUGACCUUGUUUUUGUUAAUUUUUUUUGUCUGAUCUUUGAUUGAUUACUGACUGUCUGUUGCUAGGCUGCAUGUCACAGGCCAGAUAUCUGCAAGCCAUCACCGUUAAUGUUUGAUCAUUUAAUUUAUUGGCAUGACAGAUAAUUAUGUUUUACCCAAAACAACACAGACUUUGAGGACAGGAUGUGCCAUUUUGAUUAUCUAAUUUGUUCACAUCUUGCUAUUUUCUUAGCUUUUGUUGACUAUCAUCAUUCAUCCUUUAGGUCUGAAUGACAAAAAUACUACCUUAAUCAUCAGGAGUCCCUCAGAGUUUCCCGGUGACAGGAGAACUGUGAAAGUAUGACUCAAAUUCUGUGGAAGACCAUUUGAUUUACAAAUUAGUCGAGUUCACUGGAUAGGUGUCCUGUUUUCACAAUCACUGGAGAACAGGCAUUCCUUAUACAGUCACUGCUUUUCUGUCAAUGUUUUCUUUCUAAAGAUUAGAUGUAUUUAUUUGAUUAGUGGUUUAUUUGAUGGCCUGAGAAGUAUGGCUACAUAAAGAAUCUUUGUCAGCACUGUCUAAGAUAAUUGCUUUUUAUUUUCUUCAACCAGUUAGGAUUUAUGUUGGUGAACAACAUAAGUAACCGACUCAAUGACUAUGAAGUGCAAUUAUAAUAUUGAACAGUGAGGCCUCUACAAACAUGUUGAAAUUACAACAUUUACACGAGUACAUGUACGACCCCAGACUCCCAUACCCAAUCCCCUAUUCUUAAUUAAGAUUGUCAAAUAAAACAUCUAAACCCA
Messenger RNA from Oncorhynchus masou masou (cherry salmon), 5215 nucleotides. Its product is annotated as protein FAM222A-like. The coding region runs from base 326 to 1861 and encodes 511 amino acids. NCBI's taxonomy places the organism in Eukaryota, Metazoa, Chordata, Actinopteri, Salmoniformes, Salmonidae. The transcript is spliced from 3 exons. The record is from RefSeq and is a predicted model, not a curated record.